Cynocephalus volans (Philippine flying lemur) is the source of this 4344-nucleotide messenger RNA. RefSeq names its product lysyl oxidase like 3 (gene LOXL3). Gene Ontology annotation, molecular function: copper ion binding; protein-lysine 6-oxidase activity. NCBI's taxonomy places the organism in Eukaryota, Metazoa, Chordata, Mammalia, Dermoptera, Cynocephalidae. The transcript is spliced from 13 exons. Gene Ontology annotation, biological process: collagen fibril organization; inflammatory response; peptidyl-lysine oxidation. The record is from RefSeq and is a predicted model, not a curated record. Bases 1507 to 3768 code for a protein of 753 amino acids. Gene Ontology annotation, cellular component: membrane.
UCCAAUCUCCCCCGGCCGAGCACUUUUUUUUGGAAGUCCUAGGACUGAUCUUCAGGAUCAGGACUGUUCUCCCAGGCCCUGCUCAGCCAAAGGUAGGGAGAGUCACGCAGCCAAGCCAGGCUGGAGGAAGUGAAGUUCGGAGUGGAGAGGAUGGUGGAGGGACCAGGGAAAAGCGGUGGUGUGGGAUGGAGUCGAGGGAAAGCCAACCGAGAGUUUUAGUCUUGUCAAAGGGGAGUAAGACAAAAGAAGAGUGGAGAGAAGAGGCAGAUAUUGGGGGUGGGAGCUGCAGGGUCUUACAAAUAGUGCAGCCAGGAGAGCUCUAAGACUGGGGCUUCUCUGUGAGGCCCUAGCCCACACCCCCCCAAGCCAAAAUGUCUCCACAACAAAACUGUCUUGAUGGGUUUUUUCCUGGAUUGGGGGAAGCAUGUUCAGGGCGAACCCUCGCUGUGAAGGGGCUGUUCUAAGCCCCAGACAGAGAAGGCCUUGGCUGAGGAGCUGAUAGUGUCCUGGAUUCCAAUUACCCAGUGACAGCGAUGGUGGUGUUGGCAGGAGGCUUGGACAACCCCACUCCAUCCUCCAGCCUAGCUUGAGGCCUGGCCCUCCUGGGCUCCUUGACCUCGAAGGGCAUCUGAGAGCCUGUGUGCUGCGGGUUCUCCAUGCAUGUUUUGGUGUCUGCCCUCCCAGCCCAAGAAUCUGCCCAGAUAGGAAUUUGGGCUCCACUCCCAUCCAAGGGAUCUGAGAUCCGAGGAUCUCCUAGGCCCACACUUGCCUGCAUCUUUCCACAACCAGUACAGCUGUCUGUCGUCUGUCUUGCUAAAUGGGGUCAUCUGUGUCCCUCCCACAUCUGCUACUUGGCUCUUGCCAGACCCCCUCCUCCUCACUUGUCUGCUUCUCUCUCUCCCCAGUACUGUGUGCUUUCUUCUUUCCCUAUUACCUUCUAUCCAUCUUCAACGUUGUCGCGCUCUCUGUUUUUCUCCCUUUCAUUCCCACAGGCUCCCUUCCUCUUACAUCCUGUCUGUCUAGGUCUUCCUAUGCGUGUCUCUUGCUCAGUCUCUAUCCCUUUAUCUUGACCAUUCUCUGACUCUUGGUCUCUAAUCACUGUCUUUUGAUCUCUGGGUCUCUCAGACUGGUGAGUGGUGGUAAUGGAGAUGAUGAUGGCAGAGCUAGGGAAGGACACAGUGGGACAUAACAAUCGUGAGGACUUUGUUAUUUGCAAAAGGGGGGAAGAACAUUGUCUGUCUGUCUGCCUCCCCCCACCCCCUUCCGCCAUCUGGGUCUCUCAGGCUGUGCCUCUUUGACUCUGUCUCUCUGCCUUUAUUAAGUGUUUUUCUCUCUCUUUCUCUCCCUCUCUCUCUGUCCCUGAGACUCUUUCUGUCUCCAGUCUUACUCAGUGUCUGUUUUCCUUUCAUGACUCUCUCUCUCUCUCUCUGACUCUGGGCCUCCCUAAAUCUCAUUUUCUCUCACACACUGUCUCUCUCUCUCUGAGGCACCCAGGCCUUCCCUGCCAUGCUGCCUGUCAGUGUCUGGCAGUGGAGCCUGCGGGGGCUGCUGGUAUGCCUGCUGUGCAGCUCCUGCUUGGGAUCUCCGUCCCCUUCCACGGGUCCCGAAAAGAUGGCCGGAAGCCAGGGGCUGCGGUUCCGGCUGGCUGGCUUCCCCAGGAAGCCCUACGAGGGCCGUGUGGAGAUACAGCGAGCUGGUGAAUGGGGCACCAUCUGUGAUGAUGACUUCACGCUGCAGGCUGCCCAUGUCCUCUGUCGGGAGCUGGGCUUCACAGAGGCCACAGGCUGGACUCACAGUGCCAAAUAUGGCCCUGGAACAGGCCGCAUCUGGCUGGACAACCUGAGCUGCAGUGGGACUGAGCGGAGUGUGACUGAAUGUGCCUCCCGGGGCUGGGGAAACAGUGACUGUACCCACGAUGAGGACGCUGGGGUCAUCUGCAAGGAUCAGCGCCUCCCCGGCUUCUUGGACUCCAAUGUCAUCGAGGUAGAGCAUCACCUGCAGGUGGAGGAGGUGCGACUUCGACCAGCUGUUGGGUGGGGCAGGCGACCCCUGCCCGUUACUGAGGGACUGGUUGAAGUCAGACUUCCUGACGGCUGGUCGCAAGUGUGUGACAAAGGCUGGAGCGCCCACAACAGCCACGUGGUCUGCGGGACGCUGGGCUUCCCUAGCGAAAAGAGGGUCAACGCGGCCUUCUACAGGCUGCUGGCCCAGAGGCAGCAACACUCCUUUGGUCUGCAUGGGGUGGCGUGCGUGGGCACGGAGGCCCACCUCUCCCUCUGUUCCCUGGAGUUCUAUCGUGCCAAUGACACCGCCAGGUGCCCUGGGGGGGGCCCUGCGGUGGUGAGCUGUGUGCCAGGCCCUCUCUACACGGCGUCCAGUGGCCAGAAGAAGCAGCAGCAAUCGAAGCCUCAGGGGGAGGCCCGUGUGCGUCUUAAGGGUGGGGCCCACCUUGGAGAGGGCCGGGUAGAAGUCCUGAAGGCUGGCACGUGGGGCACAGUCUGUGACCGCAAGUGGGACCUGCAGGCUGCCAGUGUGGUGUGUCGGGAGCUGGGCUUCGGGAGUGCUCGAGAGGCUCUGAGUGGUGCCCGCAUGGGGCAGGGCAUGGGAGCCAUCCACUUGAGUGAAGUCCGAUGCUCUGGACAGGAGCCCUCCCUCUGGAAGUGCCCCCACAAGAACAUCACAGCUGAGGACUGCUCCCAUAGCCAGGAUGCUGGGGUCCGAUGCAACUUACCCUACACUGGGAUGGAGACCAAGAUCCGACUCAGUGGGGGCCGCAGCCGACAUGAGGGGCGAGUUGAGGUGCAAAUAGGUGGACCUGGGCCCCUUCGCUGGGGCCUCAUCUGUGGGGAUGACUGGGGGACACUCGAGGCUAUGGUGGCCUGUAGGCAACUCGGUCUGGGCUAUGCCAACCACGGCCUGCAGGAGACCUGGUACUGGGACUCAGGGAAUAUAACAGAGGUGGUGAUGAGUGGAGUGCACUGCACAGGGACUGAGCUGUCCUUGGACCAAUGUGCCCAUCACAGCACCCACAUCACCUGCAAGAGGACAGGGACCCGCUUCACUGCUGGAGUCAUCUGUUCUGAGACCGCAUCAGAUCUGCUGCUGCACUCAGCAUUGGUGCAGGAGACCGCCUACAUCGAGGACCGGCCCCUGCACAUGUUGUACUGUGCCGCAGAAGAGAACUGCCUGGCCAGCUCAGCCCGCUCAGCCAACUGGCCUUAUGGUCACCGGCGCCUGCUCCGAUUCUCCUCCCAGAUCCACAACCUGGGACGAGCAGACUUCAGACCCAAGGCUGGGCGCCACUCCUGGGUGUGGCACGAGUGCCAUGGGCAUUACCACAGUAUGGACAUCUUCACUCACUACGAUAUCCUGACCCCCAACGGCACCAAGGUGGCUGAGGGCCACAAAGCUAGUUUCUGUCUAGAAGACACUGAGUGUCAGGAGGAUGUCUCCAAGAGGUAUGAGUGUGCCAACUUUGGAGAGCAAGGCAUCACUGUGGGUUGCUGGGAUCUCUAUAGGCAUGACAUCGACUGCCAGUGGAUUGACAUCACAGAUGUGAAGCCAGGAAACUAUAUUCUCCAGGUGGUCAUCAACCCAAAUUUUGAAGUAGCAGAGAGUGACUUCACCAACAACGCAAUGAGAUGUAACUGCAAAUACGAUGGACAUCGCAUCUGGGUGCACAACUGCCACAUUGGUGAUGCCUUCAGUGAAGAGGCUAACAGGAAGUUCGAGCGCUAUCCUGGCCAGACCAGCAACCAGAUCGUCUAAAGUGCCACCAACCUCCUCUGCAAACCACCACUGGCCCCUAAUGGCAGGGGUCUGAGGCUGCCAUUACCUCAGGAGCUUACCGAGGAACCCCUGAUGUCAAUAGACCUACCACACUCAUCCAACUGUGCACUAUGAAUGUCAAGCAGAAGUAAUGAUCCUUCCCAGGCCAGCUAUCAGUAUGUGUGGCCAAGCAUGGGGAAUCUUUGCUCCCAGGCCCAGCACCGAGCAGAGCACACCACAAAGAACAGCACCUAACUGCCCAGAACAACAGGUGGCAGCGGCUCAUUUUCUUGAAUAGGGAGGUCAGGGUGGUCAGCUCCAGUGUCUCUCCUAAGUUGAGGGGGAUACAGCUUUACCUCUAGCCUUUUUGUGGGGGAAAUGAUCCAGCCCCCACCCCCAUUUCUGACUAUAACAUGUUGCUAGGUAUAAUUUUAUUUUAUAUAAAAAAUGUUGUUGCGAUUCUUCAGAGCCCAGGGAUUGGUGCUGGUGGUUGGAGGGACCUGCCCCCAAUUGGUUCAUUAAAUCCUCUGCCCAGGUACCCUCAGAGCCUAGGCUAGGAAGGCAAGGAGGAAAUCA